AUGGCCUCAUCGGGGCCGGAGCCCACGAUGAAUAAAAGCUCCAGUAAGUCAAAGGUGAUAAAAUCGAUCAGGAGUUGUUCUUUGUCGGGAAUGAAAGUUUCUAAAGAUAAAUUGAGGCAGAAGAUCAGGAUGCCUGAGUAUUUACGUCUUGCGAUCAGUGACGCCAUUAAGGCUAAAAACAUCAAUGCCGGAAAACACCAUUUCGAUGCUAACAAGCUCGCUGACUUUUCCGAUGAUGGUGGUGAUAAUCCUCCCCCCGUCGCCCCUGAAUCGCCUUUGGUUGUUUUUGUUAAUUCCAAGAGCGGUGGCCGCCAUGGCUCUGAUCUUUUAUCCAAGUUGCCGGAUCUCAUGGGCGAAGAGCAGGUUCUUGAUCUUCAAAAUAUAAAACCUCAUGAAUUUGUUCAAUACGGAUUGGCUUGUUUGGAAAACUUUGCAUCUCUUGGAGACACUUGUGCCAAAGAAACUCGUGAAAGAUUAAGGAUUGUGGUAGCAGGAGGUGAUGGGACAGUUGGUUGGGUCCUUGGGUGCCUCGGUGAGCUUCACAAACAGGGUCGUGAUCCGGUCCCACCAACAGCAAUUAUUCCUCUUGGCACAGGAAACGACUUGUCUAGGAGUUUUGGAUGGGGUGGUUCGUUUCCUUUUAAAUGGAAAACAGCCAUAAAGAGGACCCUUGACAGGGCCCUUCAUGCUCCACUUGGCUGUCUUGAUAGUUGGGAGCUUUUAAUAUCAAUGCCGGCUGGUGAAGAAUUGGAAACCCCACACGCAUUGAAAAAAACUGAAGUGGUCGCUCUUGAUCAGGAUUUAGAUAUUGACGGGGAAUUGCCUGAGAAAGUUUCUUGCUACCAAGGAGUCUUCUACAAUUAUUUUAGCAUAGGAAUGGACGCCCAAGUGGCUUACGGUUUCCAUAAUCUACGGAAUGAGAAACCGUAUCUUGCAAAAGGUCGUAUUGCAAACAAGAUAAUUUACUCCGGAUAUAGUGCCAAACAAGGAUGGUUUUUUCACGCCUUGUAUGACCGACCCGAGCUUGAGAACAACUGGAAAAUGCAUAUAGUUGCUUACUUUGGCAGGGGACUAAACAACAUUUUAAGGAUGCAUAUUAAAAGGUUAAACAGCCCAACAUGGGAGCUGAUUCCUCUUCCAUCUAGUAUUAGGUCCAUAGUCGCUUUGAAUCUUCAUAGCUAUGCAAGUGGAAGGAAUCCAUGGGGUAACUUGAAGCCCGAGUAUCUAGAAAAGAAAGGUUUUGUGGAGGCUAAUUCAGACGAUGGUCUAUUGGAAAUUUUCGGAUUUAAACAAGGAUGGCAUGCAUCAUUCGUUAUGGUCGACUUAAUAUCAGCAAAACACAUUGCACAGGCAGCAGCAAUUAGAUUUGAGAUAAGAGGUGGAAUGUGGGAAGAAGGUUUUCAUGCAGAUGGAUGCCCUGAUUUCGACUCGGAAUCCUACAUCUCCGAUCUACGAACCUUUGACCCCUUUGAAACCCUAAGAUCGGAGCUGCAGUCUCAUCUUUCAUCCCUUAAACAUGAACUAGUAGAGCUAAUUAACCGAGAAGAAGCGACUUUGAAGGUCCCAUUGAAAGAUCCUAAGAAGAAAGAUGAUAAGAAAGAUGAAGAUCUUUCGGAGGAGGAUUUGGCGUUGAUGCAGCAAUUAGAGAUGUAUGUUGAGAGGGUUCAGGAUGCGGAUCAAGGGUUACAGAAGGUUGCUCUCGAGAGCAUGAGAUACCUCCGUGGACCAGAUGACAUGUCAGUUUUGGACAACAUGCAGAGAGGUACUAGGAAGCUUCAUGAACAAACAGAAGAAGUUCAAUCUUUGCAGGGGUAUAGUAAACAGGAAAUAUCUGAGCUCACAGAGCAGAUGCGUAAAUCAUAUGAAGAGCAGCUUAAGCGAAUCACUGAAAUGUUUUAG
Messenger RNA from Lactuca virosa, 1899 nucleotides. NCBI's taxonomy places the organism in Eukaryota, Viridiplantae, Streptophyta, Magnoliopsida, Asterales, Asteraceae. The record is from the annotation of a GenBank genome assembly.